CUUUGAAGCUGCCAGGGGGGCCGGGAAGCCUGCCCCCUCCUGCCCGCCCGCCCUCUCCGCCCCCCCAGCCCCCUCCCUUUUUUCCUCCCUCCCCGCCCUCUCCCCGCUGUCCCCUCCCCGUCGGCCCGCCUGCCCAGCCUUUAGCCUCCCUCCCGCCGCCUCUGUCUCCCUCUCUCCACAAACUGCCCAGGAGUGAGUAGCUGCUUUCGGUCCACCGGACAGACCGGACAGACAGACGUGCGGACGGCCCACCACCCCAGCCCGCCAACUAGCCAGCCUGAGCCUGGUGCCUCCCCUCUCCAGGCCCAUCCGCCAUGUGGCCCCUGUGGCUCCUCGCGUCUCUGCUGGCCCUGAGCCAGGCCCUGCCCUUUGAGCAGAGGGGCUUCUGGGACUUCACCCUGGACGAUGGGCCGUUCAUGAUGAAUGAUGAGGAAGCUUCGGGCGCCGACACCUCGGGCGUCCUGGACCCAGACUCUGUCACACCCACCUACAGCGCCAUGUGUCCUUUUGGCUGCCACUGCCACCUGCGGGUGGUUCAGUGCUCCGAUCUGGGUCUGAAGUCUGUGCCCAAAGAGAUCUCGCCUGACACCACUCUGCUGGACCUGCAGAACAACGACAUCUCUGAGCUCCGCAAGGAUGAUUUCAAGGGUCUCCAGCACCUCUACGCCCUCGUCCUGGUGAACAACAAGAUCUCCAAGAUCCACGAGAAGGCCUUCAGCCCCCUACGGAAGCUGCAGAAGCUCUACAUCUCCAAGAACCACCUGGUGGAGAUCCCGCCCAACCUGCCCAGUUCCCUGGUGGAGCUCCGCAUCCACGACAACCGCAUCCGCAAGGUGCCCAAGGGCGUGUUCAGUGGGCUCCGGAACAUGAACUGCAUCGAGAUGGGCGGGAACCCACUGGAGAACAGUGGCUUUGAACCUGGAGCCUUCGAUGGCCUGAAGCUCAACUACCUGCGUAUCUCAGAGGCCAAGUUGACUGGCAUCCCCAAAGACCUCCCUGAGACCCUGAAUGAACUCCACUUGGACCACAACAAAAUCCAGGCUAUCGAACUGGAGGACCUGCUCCGCUACUCCAAGCUGUACAGGCUGGGCCUGGGCCACAACCAGAUCCGAAUGAUCGAGAACGGGAGCCUGAGCUUCCUGCCAACCCUCCGGGAGCUCCACUUGGACAACAACAAGCUGGCCAGGGUGCCCUCGGGGCUCCCAGACCUCAAGCUCCUCCAGGUGGUCUAUCUGCACUCCAACAACAUCACCAAAGUGGGUGUCAACGACUUCUGUCCCGUGGGCUUCGGGGUGAAGCGGGCCUACUACAAUGGCAUCAGCCUCUUCAACAACCCCGUGCCCUACUGGGAGGUGCAGCCGGCCACUUUCCGCUGCGUCACUGACCGCCUGGCCAUCCAGUUUGGCAACUACAAAAAGUAGAGGCAGCUGCAGCCACCGUGGGGCCUCGGUGGGGGUCUCUGGGGAGCACAGCCAGACAUCCUGAUGGGGAGGCAGAGCCAGGAAGCUAAGCCAGGACCCAGCUGCGUCCAACCCAGCCCCCCACCUCAGGUCCCCGACCCCAGCUCGCCGCCCCAUCACGGCCUCUCCCUGGCUCCCAAGGGUGCAGGUGGGCGCAAGGUCUGGCCUCUAUCACAUGCUCCCUCCGCCUCAGAGCUGCCCCUGCUCUCCCACCACAGCCACCCAGAGGCACCCCAUGAAGCUUUUUUCUCAUUCACUCCCAAACUCAAGUGUCCAAGGCUCCAGUCCUAGGAGAAUGGUUCCUGGGUCAGCAGCCAGGAGGUGUUCCAUAAGAAUGGGGACAGUGAACUCUGCCAGGGCUGCUGCACCUGUCCAGACAGGCAUGUUCUGUUCCUCCUCCUCAUGCAUUUCCAGCCUUUCAACUCUCCCCACUGCCGCAGCUCCCCUCAGCUCCCUUGCAAGUUCGUGGCCUGUCCCUCCCAGCCCCCCUGCUCCACUGGCCCUUCGACCAGUCCUCCCUUCUGUUCUCUCUUUCCCCUUCCUUCUCCUCUCAAUCUCUCUCUUUCUCUCUCUCUCUCUCUCUCUCUCUCUCUCUCUCUCUCUCUCUCUGUGUGUGUGUGUGUGUGUGUGUGUCUUGUGCUUCCUCAGACAUUUCUCGCUUCUGAGCUUGGUGGCCUGUCCCCUCCAUCUCUCCAAACCUGGCUUUGCCUGUCCCUUUCUCUCCACACCCUCUGGCCUUCUGCCUUGAGCUGGGUCUGCUUUCUGUCUGUCCAGCCUGCACCCAGCCCCUGCCCACGAAACCCCAGGGACAGCGGCCUCCUCAGCCUGCCCUGCUCAGGCCUUGCCCCCAAACCUGUACAGUCCCAGAGGAGGCUGGAAGUUGGAGGCCCAGCAUCCUGCCCAGAUGACACCAUCAAAGAGGGGAGCCUUAGGCCUGUCAGGCCCUGGCCCUUCUGCCCCAAAGAGAGGAGAGGCCCCACAUUCCGCCAGAGUCCCAGACACCGGUUUUCAUGGAACCCCCUCACCGCCACUGGCGGCUAGGUCUCCCCUUUCCUUCUGGUUCAGCGCAAGGAGGGGCUGCUUCUGAGGUCGGUGGCUGUCUUUCCAUUAAAGAAACACUGUGCAACACGG
Chlorocebus sabaeus (green monkey) is the source of this 2591-nucleotide messenger RNA. It is a transcript of the gene BGN, whose product is annotated as biglycan. The record is from RefSeq and is a predicted model, not a curated record. Gene Ontology annotation, molecular function: protein binding. Lineage: Eukaryota; Metazoa; Chordata; Mammalia; Primates; Cercopithecidae.